Molecule: messenger RNA, 3245 nt
Organism: Prunus mume (Japanese apricot)
Lineage: Eukaryota; Viridiplantae; Streptophyta; Magnoliopsida; Rosales; Rosaceae
Gene: BLI
Product: protein BLISTER
Biological process (GO): regulation of growth
Source: RefSeq, a predicted model, not a curated record
GUAAAUUGAGAAAACAAAACGCACAGAAAAAAAAAAAAAAAAAAAAAAAAAGAGAGAAAGGAGGCGAGGGAGAGGGGAGAGAGCAAAGGGGGAGAUCUGCCAGAACCAAAGAAUUUCACAGAGCUCUCCAUCUCUCCGAUCAGAUCGGGCUCUUUGUCCCUACAGAAAUUAGGGCUUUAUACAUAUUUUCUGAUCUCUCUACGAAGAUUCGAUUUUUACGUUUUGAAUUCGAAAUUGAAACCGACCGUUGAUUGAAUUUUAAUUGCGCGUCAUUGCUCAAUUCCUUGAUCCGGGUAUCUCUGUGGUUUUGUAGGGUUUUGUUUUGUUUGUUUCGUAGGGUUUUCGUUCGUUAGGGGUUUGCGGGGAGGUGGUGGGAAUUGUGCAUUCAUAUGUUUGAAACUGUGUGAGUUUUGGAGAUUAAAUGGCUUCAGCUCAAGUAUUGCCCAACUCGCGAAAACUAAAGGAUUUGGAAGCGGGAAAGCGCAAGUUGGAGGAGUUCCGUAAGAAAAAAGCAGCAGAGCGAGCUAAGAAGGCUUCAUCCACUAGCCAAACCAAUGCCCCUGAAGUUAGCUCAAAUGAGAAACAACCUCUAGAAACUGAACUUGUACGAGUUACAGUCCCAGAUGGUGCUGGUACAUCUGAUGGACCUAGUGGUGCUUAUACUGAAACUUCUUCUGUAUCAUCCAACAAUGAUUACAAAGCAGUUGAUUUUUCCCAAAAAAAGGAACAAGCUCCCGUGAAUAAUUCCCACAGUAGUCCUUCAACAUAUGAUUUUAAUGAUCAAGUGCAUAAACAUGCAAGUGAUCAACAAUAUAAGAGCUAUGGUGGUUUUGGGUUUGCUGGAUCACUAGACGUUAAUCAUAGCAAUGGGACAAAAGGGAUGAAUAAUGAUUUUGAAAAAUAUACUGGUAACUCAGGUGAGACCACAUCUGAUCAGUCUAUUGCUCUACGACCACAAGCACGUCAAGAAUUUGAUAGCAAUACAAGUCAUUCCAGUUAUCAUGGAAGGAAUGAAUUUCAGUUCAAAGAACAUAAUAUAUCUUUGAUGGAUUCUGUAAGUAACUCUGGUUCUUCUUAUCCCUCUGUUACAAAAAUCUCACCUCAGAACUCUGUCAGUGCAUUGCUUCAAAGUGAGGCCAGUAAUGUCAGCACAGUGUCUGGUGGCCCUACUCCAUCUUCACUUUAUGAAGGCUUGGCUGAGCCCGGUACCAGCUUAAGAGGGUUUGCUGAUGAAGUUGGGAAAAACAUGCAUGGUAGUAGUGUGGACUUAAGUGAUCCUAUAACUUUCAGAUUUGGAGAAGGAAAGCUUACUAGCUCUGCUAGUGGGUUUCAUAAUUUGCAGAGUACAGCAGUGCAGACAUCUGAAUCCAUGGGUUUUGAAUCUGAUGCCAGAAGUUCAUCACUAUAUUCAGUUACACCUGAAACUAAUUCUAGGAGAUCUCGCUCAUCUUUCCUGGAUUCUAUUAAUGUGUCUAAAGCUUCUUCAGGGACUGUUUUUCAACACAGUGAACCUGAGGAAUCACUUAUGUCCAACAGUUAUAAAUCAAAUGGCAUGAGUUUUCUAGGUUCGUCGCCUUUUCGUAAGCCAUCUAUGGAUGAUGAUACUGUGAGAUCCUUUUCAAAGUUUGAAACUGGUGCACCUCAUGCAUUUGAGAAUUCUGUGAAGUCUUUAUUUCCUCCUAAUGCUGGAAUGGACCAGCAGAGGCCAAUAAUUGAGGGGAAUAGCGUGGAGAGAAAACAUGAAUUUUAUUCUCCUAAUCAGAAUGAAGAUUUUUCUGCUCUGGAACAGCAUAUUGAAGAUUUGACACAAGAAAAGUUCUCUUUGCAACGAGCACUUGAUGCUUCUCGUGCUUUAGCAGAGUCCUUGGCUGCUGAAAAUUCUUCUUUGACGGAGAGUUAUAACCAACAGAGAAGCGUUGUUGACCAGCUAAAAUCUGACUUGGAAAAUAUACAGGAGGAAAUCAAGGCCCAGCUGGUGGAACUUGAUGCUGUCAGAAAUGAAUAUGCAAAUGCACAUCUAGAAUGUAAUGCAGCCGAUGAACGCGCCAAGCUUUUGGCAUCCGAAGUUAUCGGAUUAGAGGAGAAGGCACUGAGAUUAAGGUCCAGUGAGCUAAAGUUGGAAAGGCAAUUGGAGAAAACACAAGCUGAAAUCUCUUCAUACAAGAAAAAACUGUCUAGCCUAGAAAAGGAUCGUUCGGAUUUGCAGUCAACUAUCAAUGCUCUUCAGGAAGAGAAGAAGCUGUUGCAGUCUAUGUUACGGAAAGCUUCCACAAGUGGAAAGAAUGUUGAUGUUAGCAAGAAUACUAAUAACAAAGAUGUGUCUACUUCUACAGAAGAUCUAGCAAAUGAAGAUGCUAUUCCUGACACCUUAGGCCAGGAAAGGGAUGAUGCCUCAAGUUUCCCGAUUCUGCCUGCAAGUGGACAGCUGACUUUUGAUGUUUCAUCUGUGAAUCUACCUCAUGACCAGAUGCAAACAAUUGAAAACAUCCAUACACUAAUUUCUGAGUUAGCAUUGGAGAAAGAAGAGUUAAUACAAUCUUUGGCAUCCGAGUCAUCUAAUUGUUCCAAGUUGAAGGAGCUGAACAAUGAAUUGUCCCAGAAACUUGAAGCUCAAACUCAGAGAUUGGAGCUCUUAACUGCCCAAAGUAUGGCUAACGAGAAUAUUAUUGUUAGACAACCUAGUCCUGUUGAUAUUCCCGACAAUACUCCAUAUGCAGAUGAAGGCGAUGAGGUAGUGGAAAGAGUCUUGGGAUGGAUUAUGAAGCUUUUUCCUGGAGGGCCAUCAAGACGAAGAACUAGUAAGCUUCUGUGAGAUUCAAGUCAGUAUAGCUUCUCAACAAUCCUCAUGCUCCAAUCCGGUUUUGCUUUCCUUCACUCCCUUGGCGUAAUGAAGGGCGUAAUUUGUAUAUUUUUUUGAGUCAAUUUUACAGUCCAUUCUUUUUUAAUAGAAGAAAUAUGAUCUUGUACUAAGAGGCCUUCCCAUUGAUUGACAUAUCUGAUUAUCAGUUCUUUGAAACAUGACAAUAAAGUCCCUCGUUACUGUUACUGGUUUAGAUCUUUAUAUUGUAGGGGGGUAUUUGGUGGAUACCGAAAGAGGGGAUUACAAGUGGUAUACAGACGUAAGAAAUUGUAACCGUGUUUUUAUCUUUUUUUUUUCGUUUUUCGGCAGUUCUUUGUUACCCGCAUCCAUUGUACACUUUGGGGCUUAAGCCCCCAAGAAAUGAAAGAAACGAUUUGGCUUCUCA